UGCGUUCCUCGUCCCGAGGCGAGCCUUGGGCUCGAGGGACGACGGGCCGUUUCGCCAGUAGUAAACACACCAGCUGGCGCGAGGGCAGUGUCGGAUGGCUCUCAUCGUUCCACGGUCUCGCUGCCACGGUACGUCGUCCGUGUGUACGAUCAGGCGGCGUUGUGUACGGUCCGGCCGCGUGUGCAUCGGCGAUCGGUUCUUAAGGAACCCGCACGGGAUAUUCGUGGCUACGUGCGUGCAUGCGUGAAAACCGUUACCGGGGAAAUAUACACUCUGUUCCCUGUCUCCUGCUGCUGCUCGCCGAGUGGUGCUCGUCGUCCCGUCGUCGUUACCCCACGACAUUGCCCGUCACCGAGUUGAUACGAAAGUGCACGCCGUUUCUUCUUCUUCUAUCGCGCGUUCGUUCCACUCGAUAUCACACCUACUCCCGUGGUCCUGGGUGUCGUUCACCGAGAGGAACGGAGAGCAAGCGACAGAGAGAGACGCCUCGCAGCCUGCCGACUUCCUGUCCAUCCGCAGCCGUGACCGGCGGCAGGGGUUCCCGCGGGGAACGGCACACGAGGUUAACAGGUGGAGGAUAAUUGACGUUCCCGAGAUACCACCACGCGUCACGCAGGGGUGGUGGGUCUAUGGGGGGCACCGCCCCAGCGGCCCCCCGGCUCCAGUCCAAACGGAAACUGCCGGAACGGCGCCAUCCUGGCGAGGUCCAAGACCGCCCCGCUUCCGGUACCACCGUCCAAACGGAUGAAGAGCCCCUCCAACAUCAUGAGGCAGUCCAGCCUCACCAAGCUCGGCUCCAUGAUCAAUACCGCCGUGAACAAGAGAGUCGGCAAUGGUGACAUACAGUGGUGUUUCUCACAGGUGAAAGGAACAUUGGAAGACGAUGCCACUGAAGCCGAUAUAAUCUCAUGUGUAGAAUUUAACCACGAUGGUGAUCUCCUCGCAACAGGAGAUAAGGGAGGACGGGUUGUUAUUUUUCAAAGAGACCCCAUUAGUAAAAACAGUAUACCUCGGAGGGGUGAAUACAAUGUGUACAGCACCUUCCAGAGUCAUGAACCCGAGUUCGAUUACCUGAAAUCGUUAGAGAUAGAAGAAAAAAUUAAUAAAAUUAGGUGGCUAAAGAGGAAAAAUCCCGCGCACUUUCUACUUUCCACAAACGAUAAGACUAUUAAAUUGUGGAAGGUUAGCGAGCGGGAUAAAAGAGUAGAAGGGUAUAACACGAAGGAAGACAAUGGUACGAUUCGCAAUCCCGCAUGUAUCACUUCCUUAAGGGUACCAACCAUAAAACCAAUGGAGUUAAUGGUGGAAGCAUCACCGAGAAGAAUAUUUGCCAAUGCGCACACCUAUCAUAUAAACAGUAUAAGCGUUAACAGUGAUCAGGAGACAUACCUCAGUGCUGAUGACCUCAGAAUUAAUCUUUGGAAUCUUGAAGUCACAGACCAGAGUUAUAAUAUAGUAGACAUUAAGCCAACCAAUAUGGAGGAAUUAACAGAAGUUAUAACUGCCGCGGAAUUUCAUCCGGCGGAGUGUAAUAUUCUGGUAUACAGUAGUAGCAAAGGAACAAUUAGACUUUGCGACAUGAGAUCUGCUGCAUUAUGCGACCAACACAGUAAGCUGUUCGAGGAACCGGAAGACCCAACCAGUAGAAGUUUUUUCUCGGAGAUAAUCUCGAGUAUAAGUGAUGUAAAACUUAGUAAUUCAGGAAGAUAUAUGAUCAGUAGAGACUACCUCAGUGUGAAAGUGUGGGAUUUGCAAAUGGAAACGAAGCCUGUUGAAUGUUACCCUGUACAUGAAUACCUAAGAUCAAAGUUAUGUUCGCUAUACGAGAAUGAUUGUAUCUUCGACAAAUUCGAAUGUUGUUGGAGUGGUAAUGAUUCCGCCAUUAUGACGGGCUCUUAUAAUAAUUUCUUCAGAGUAUUCGACCGUACAACUAAGCGCGAUCUCACGUUGGAAGCAGCGCGUGACAUUGCCAGACCGAGAACACUUCUGAAACCGCGUAAGGUGUGUACCGGUGGAAAACGAAAGAAAGAUGAAAUUAGCGUCGACUGCCUGGACUUCAAUAAAAAGAUACUGCACACUGCAUGGCAUCCAUCUGAAAACGUCGUAGCCGUGGCCGCUACGAACAAUCUCUUCCUAUUCCAAGACAAACUCUAGCACAUCUGUAUGCAAAUUAUUCAACGGUAUAUAUUGACGUGAGCAAGACACGUUGAACUGAAGAAUACCAGUGGAACAACGAGUGUCUGAAUAAUGCUGACGAAAGUCGACUGUUAAAUGCGUCAAUGGUUGACUGACCGAAGAGUGGUGUACGUAGCGCCGUCCACGCAGCUCGCAUAUUCAUACACACUAUGUAUACACGAAAAAAACAUACAGAAAAAUUGCACGUAACACCUUGUCGCGCGCGUAUAUGUGUAUAUAUAAAUGCAUGCAAGCAGCAGAUGCAUAUGCAUAACUCUCCAGACUACUAAAGUCCGCUAGUUGAAAAUAAAAACUGCACGGUGGAACCAUUGCCCACAGAUACAUAAACAUAGAAGGGAGAAUGUACAGUUCAACCAAAUUCAGCAGACUCGUGUUGGCGGUUAUUGUUUAACAGUUUCUCAAAGUAACGCAGAUUUAGUGUUUCUCGGUUCACGCCGCUUGUAUCAAUUAAAACGAUUCCCGCUGCCGCACGCGGUUCGGGAACAGCUCUUUUCAACGAUCGUGCGAUUAUUCUGCAAAGCGAAAAGAAAAAACAAAAAAAGAAUAAAAUAAACGUAAAAAUACAGUAACGCGAAAAACAUAAAUGUCCCGCGAACGAGGUAGUUCCGGUUUAGGGCUUGAGCGUGCAGCGUUAGGAGUCGCCUGGACGCGACCGGACAUGCUUCUUUCGGUACGCGCGCGCGGCACACGAGAAAUUCACUCGGAUAAAUUAAUUUCGCAGUAAUAGGGAGAAUGCCUGACGAGCGAACAAUUUAAAAGGGAAAAAAAACGUCAAAAAGAAACGUAGUCGCGGUCGUGUGUGCCAAUGAGAUU
Molecule: messenger RNA, 3009 nt
Organism: Nomia melanderi (Alkali bee)
Lineage: Eukaryota; Metazoa; Arthropoda; Insecta; Hymenoptera; Halictidae
Gene: tws
Product: protein phosphatase 2 regulatory subunit tws
Cellular component (GO): protein phosphatase type 2A complex
Molecular function (GO): protein binding; protein phosphatase regulator activity
Source: RefSeq, a predicted model, not a curated record